This is a messenger RNA of Solanum pennellii, 1809 nucleotides long. RefSeq lists its product as uncharacterized. Bases 329 to 1675 code for a protein of 448 amino acids. Lineage: Eukaryota; Viridiplantae; Streptophyta; Magnoliopsida; Solanales; Solanaceae. The record is from RefSeq and is a predicted model, not a curated record. The transcript has 5 exons.
ACAGUUAUACAAAUUACAUUAUAUAAAUUAUACUACACAAAUCCGAAAACUUGUGCCUGGAGAGAAAUUAAUACUAACGCAUAACUUAUACAUAUAUAUUAGAUAAUACUAUCAUUCUGCAUUAAUACUCUGAUAAGUUUUUAGUUUUAACCAUUACAGAGCAUUUCAAAACAGAGCUCUUCUCAACUAGUAGUAUUCAAGAAUCAAGAACUGAUUUUUCUGUUCUAAUUUUUUGUUUUCUUGGAUUCUCAUUGAUCUUUUAUCCCUGGUGAGGAGUUAGUCCCCUUCUUCCCAUUGAUUUUUCCAGCUCAUACAUAAUAGGUGAAACAUGUCUGCUUACUUCUACUGUGGUGGCUGCGGAGCUCGAAUUGCAUUCGUCCAGGAUUACGCUCACCCUGGAGACGACAUAGAGAAUUCAAGGUUCUUUACUAAAGUGUUUAAUGUUGAAGUAGCAGAGGACGAGCAAUAUAAUCCAGUAUUAAAUGGCAUGAACCUAGCCACGACUUUCUGUGGCAAAUGUAGAACCCCGAUCGGGUGGAGAGUUAUUGCAGUCUCCGAUCUGUCUAAUAGUCAUAAAGUAGGAGGAUUCUAUAUGAGAGUGAAAUGGCUUCAUGAAAUGAAUCAUGAUAAAUAUAGAGACAGAACUGAGGGAUAUGGAGACUCUACUGAAGAAGAACUGGGUGCUAAUGAGAGAAAUCUUGAUCAAGAUGGAAGCACAACUGAGCGAUAUGAAGACUCUACUGAACCAGAAGUGGGUGCUAAUCAGCCAAAUUUUGAUCAAGAUGGAGGUGUUAAUGAGCAAAAUUUUGAUCAAGAUGGAGGUGAUAAUGAGCAAAAUUUUGAUCAAGAUGGAGGCUUUAAUGAGCUAAAUUUUUAUCCAGAUGGAGGCGUUAAUGAGCAAAAUUUUGAUCAAGAUGGAGGUGAUAAUGAGCAAAAUUUUGAUGAAGAUGGAGGCUUUAAUGAGCUAUUUUUUGAUCAAGAUGGAGGCGUUAAUGAGCAAAAUUUUGAUCAAGAUGGAGCUGAUAAUGAGCAAAAUUUUGGUCAAGAUGGAGGUGAUAAUGAGCAAAAUUUUGAUCAAGAUGGAGGCUUUAAUGAGCUAAAUUUUUAUCCAGAUGGAGGCGUUAAUGAGCAAAAUUUUGAUCAAGAUGGAGGUGAUAAUGAGCAAAAUGUUGAUCAAGAUGGAGGCGUUAAUGAGAUAUAUUUUGAUCAAGAUGGAGGCGUUAAUGAGCAAAAUUUUGAUCAAGAAGGAGGUGAUAAUGAGCAGAAUUUUGACCAAGAUGGAAACGCUAAUGAGCUAAAUUUUGAUCAAGAUGGAGGCCUUAAUGAGCAAAAUUUUGAUGAAGAUGGAGGUGAUAAUGAGCAAGAUUUUGAUGAAGAUGGAGGCGUUAAUGAGCAAAAUUUUGAUGAAGAUGGAGGUGAUAAUGAGCCAAAUUAUGAUCAAGAUGGAGGCGUUAAUGAGCAAAAUUUUGAUCAAGAUGGAGGUGCUGAUGAGCGAAAUUUUGAUCUAGAUGGAGGCGGUAAUGAGCAAAAUGCUGAUGAACAUGUAAGCGGUAAUGUGCAAAAUGUUGGUCAAGAUGGAGGCGAUAAUGAGCAAAACGCUGAUGAAGAUGGAAGCAGUAAUGAGAGAAAUGUUGGUCCAGAUGGAGGCCCGCCAAUGAAACGACCGAAGAUAUAGAUCAAGUGUCUGAUGGAAUAGAUAAUAUUGAUAGCCGACUCAUGCUGAUAUUCUGCUAUAGAAAAUGCUAUAAUUCAUAAUUGUGUGAUAUUCUGUUUUCCAUUUAUAUUUUGAGAUUGCACUGCAGCAUAGUA